AUGCUGUCGAGGGUUGCUGGGUUUGGGCUUAGGCUAAAUUUGGCUGGGUCAACAAAAACGACAUCUCAGACGACAUCGCAGACAACAUCGCGGAAAGAGCCAACAGCGGGGCAACGACAAAGCUACAACAACCAAGACCAGCCUAGCAAACGUCGCUUAAGAAAUGUCCUUCGAAAUGAGUUUUUGGAUCCAUUAUGCCCGUCGUUUCCGCCUCUUGAUCACGAUGACCAUUUGUUGGUACAAAACUUCGAUGCAACAAGGGCGUUUCAUAAGCUGCAGCUUUCAUUGUGUCAACACAAACGGAAACUAUCACUCAAAGAUUACAUCUACUGCGCCAUGGCAGCCACCCAUAUUUUGCUCUUGUCACGAAAUCAGUAUCCAGAGGAUUUAUCAUUCUAUUUCAGAAAUCACGACCUCAAGGCAAGCAUCAAUGGGAUUGAAACUAAAUUUGGCAUUAGAAAGCUUCCAAUGUCAAUGGAGACGACUACUGACACAUAG
Messenger RNA from Phycomyces blakesleeanus NRRL 1555(-), 498 nucleotides. RefSeq lists its product as hypothetical. Bases 1 to 498 code for a protein of 165 amino acids. The record is from RefSeq and is a predicted model, not a curated record. NCBI's taxonomy places the organism in Eukaryota, Fungi, Mucoromycota, Mucoromycetes, Mucorales, Phycomycetaceae. The transcript is spliced from 2 exons.